AUGAUGAUAAAUCAAAAAAUAUAUUUAGUUUUUUUCAUACUUACUAUAGUAUUCCCAAUUAUUAAUUCUCUUCAACAACUUACUACAGUUGAUGAUAAGAUUAAACCUUCACAUGUAGCCAAAUUUUCUACGGAUACUAUUUCAAAUGUAUCUAAUCAACCUCCACGAAGAAUAAUAGCAGUCGGUGAUUUACAUGGAGAUUACGAACAAACCCUUAAAGUAUUGAAAAUGGCCAAAAUUUUGGACGAAAAAGAAAAUUGGAUUGGAAAUAAUGGAAUUUUAGUUCAAACUGGUGAUAUUGUAGACAGAGGUCCGGAUUGUUUAAAGAUAUAUAUAUUAUUUGAUAGAUUAAGACAAGAGGCGAAAGAAGUUGGUGGUCAGGUAAUAAACUUGAUAGGAAAUCAUGAAAUAAUGAACCUUCUUCUAGGUUGGAGUUAUGUAGUACCUAAUGACAUACGUUCCUUCGGUGGUGUUCAAAAUCGUAUCCGUCAAUUUUCUUCAGAAGGUUACAUCGGUAAAUUCUUAUUGAAUUCAUUUCAAAUUGCAUCAAUAGUAGAAAAUGAUACAUUAUUUGUUCAUGGAGGAAUUGAUGUUAAAUGGGCAAACAAAGGAAUAGAAAAUAUAAAUAUCCUUGGUAAGGAAUUGGUGAAUAAGACGACAAAGAUGUUGAGUAGAGAAAAUCCUAUAAUCUCUUGGAGUCAUAUGAAUGUUACAAAAGAGGAAGCUAGUAUCUUUGAGGAUCAUAAUGGUCCACUUUGGAUGAGAAGAUACGCUGAACGUGAUGAUGAAUAUACUAAAAAGAUGGUGGAUGAAGUUUUGGAGAUUUUAAAAGUUAAAAGAAUGGUUAUAGCACAUACUCCAUUAUCAGACCGUAUAGAAUCAAAAUUUAACGGCAAAAUAUACGUGAUUGACGUUGGUAUUUCUUCCGCUUAUGAUGGAAAUUUGGCUGCAUUGGAGAUUAUUGGUGAUCAGAUAAGGGAAAUAUAUCCUGAUGAAAUAGUGAAUAGUAACAAAACUAAUGAUGAGAAUAUUAAAAAUUCCAAUAAGAUUAUAAAGGACGAGUUGUAA
This is a messenger RNA of Cetraspora pellucida, 1068 nucleotides long. NCBI's taxonomy places the organism in Eukaryota, Fungi, Glomeromycota, Glomeromycetes, Diversisporales, Gigasporaceae. The record is from the annotation of a GenBank genome assembly.